This is a messenger RNA of Drosophila persimilis, 608 nucleotides long. RefSeq lists its product as uncharacterized. The record is from RefSeq and is a predicted model, not a curated record. NCBI's taxonomy places the organism in Eukaryota, Metazoa, Arthropoda, Insecta, Diptera, Drosophilidae. The transcript has 6 exons. Bases 16 to 516 code for a protein of 166 amino acids.
UUGGCCAUCGCCUUAAUGACCCACCAGGUCGCUGCGGGCACCCUUAGCUUCGGCAACUUUAUGGGUGACGUGUCGCAGGUGGCUGUGGCCGGAGAAAAGGCUUGGCAUCAGCUGGCGAACGCUGUCGGAGUCUCUCAACCCGAAAUUGUUCAACCGGAAACCCUAAACAUCCUCAGCGAUAUGGCCAAUGGUUUAGGAGAUCUGGCUAAUGCCAUCACCAGCCUGAGCGUCGAGACUGAUUAUGUCCAACCCGAAGCCUCAAAUCUUCUCGGGGAUGUUCUGGAUGACGUGGGCACUGGGUUGGGUGAUUUGGCUAAUGCCAUCACAAGUCUCAGUGUGCAAGUGAAGGCCGGACCACAGGCUCGGAGUAUCUCUUCUGACGGUGCUUCGAUCAUAGCCGAAGGAGGAGCUGUGAGUGCCAAGACGAUCGCCGCUGCCGCCAAUGCUGCUGCCCCUUAUAUCAAGAAAUUGAACGAGGGCCUGGGCGAUCUGGCUAACGCCCUCACCAACCUCUGAAGAGACAGGAGGUAGAGGCAGUGGCAGAGGCUGAGGCAGAACUUUGAAGCAGUUCAAUUAACAAAUAAAUAUCCAAUCGUUUGGUGAGCUUA